CUUGCUCUGCUGUAACUGGCUCUGCUCAUCCAUGAUCCGGUCUGACAAGGACAACGACAUCCCCAUCCGGUACAGCAUCACAGGUGUAGGCGCUGACCAGCCCCCCAUGGAGGUCUUCAGCAUCGACUCCAUGUCUGGUAGGAUGUACGUCACACGGCCCAUGGACCGAGAAGAGAGAGCCUCUUACCAUCUUCGAGCCCAUGCUGUGGACAUGAACGGCAACAAGGUAGAAAACCCUAUCGACCUGUAUAUCUACGUCAUCGACAUGAACGAUAACCGUCCCGAUUUCAUCAACCAGGUCUACAAUGGCUCCGUGGAUGAGGGCUCCAAACCAGGCACUUAUGUGAUGACAGUCACUGCCAACGACGCUGAUGACAGCACCACAGCCAACGGCAUGGUACGCUAUCGGAUCCUCACCCAGACACCCCAGAGCCCGUCCCAGAACAUGUUCACCAUCAACAGUGAGACAGGGGACAUCGUGACAGUGGCAGCUGGCCUAGACCGUGAGAAAGUCCAGCAGUACACAGUCAUCGUCCAGGCCACUGACAUGGAAGGGAACCUUAACUAUGGCCUCUCAAACACAGCCACUGCCAUCAUCACGGUGACAGAUGUGAACGACAACCCGCCAGAGUUCACCACCAGCACAUUUGCAGGGGAGGUCCCAGAAAAUCGUGUGGAGAUGGUGGUAGCCAACCUCACCGUAAUGGACCGAGAUCAGCCCCACUCACCCAACUGGAAUGCAGUCUAUCGAAUCAUCAGUGGGGACCCCUCAGGGCACUUCAGCGUCCGCACAGACCCCGUCACCAAUGAGGGCAUGGUCACCGUGGUGAAGGCAGUGGACUAUGAGCUGAACCGUGCCUUCAUGUUGACGGUGAUGGUGUCCAACCAAGCACCCCUGGCCAGUGGGAUCCAGAUGUCCUUCCAGUCCACAGCAGGGGUGACCAUCUCUGUCACUGAUGUCAAUGAAGCCCCCUACUUCCCCUCCAACCACAAGCUGAUCCGCCUGGAAGAGGGUGUGCCUGCUGGUACUGCACUGACCACCUUUUCUGCCGUGGACCCUGACCGGUUCAUGCAGCAAGCCGUAAGGUACUCAAAGCUGUCAGAUCCCGCAAACUGGCUUCACAUCAACACGUCCAACGGACAGAUCACCACAGCUGCAGUCCUGGACCGCGAGUCCCUCUACACAAAGAACAACGUCUACGAGGCCACCUUCCUGGCUGCUGACAAUGGGAUCCCCCCGGCCAGUGGCACUGGGACCUUGCAGAUAUACCUCAUCGACAUCAAUGACAACGGACCUGAACUGCUGCCCAAGGAGGCACAGAUCUGUGAGAGACCCGGCCUCAACGCCAUCAACAUCACCGCAGCUGAUGCCGAUGUGGACCCCAACAUCGGCCCCUACGUCUUUGAGCUGCCCUUCAUCCCCACCACUGUGCGGAAGAACUGGACCAUCACUCGCCUAAAUGGUGACUAUGCCCAGCUCAGUUUACGUAUCCUGUACCUGGAGGCAGGGGUGUAUGACGUCCCCAUCAUCGUCACGGACUCUGGGAACCCUCCUCUGUCUAACACAUCCAUCAUCAAAGUCAAGGUGUGCCCGUGUGAUGAGAACGGUGACUGCACCGCCAUUGGUGCUGUGGCCGCGGCUGGCCUGGGCACGGGUGCCAUCGUGGCCAUUCUCCUCUGCAUCGUCAUCCUGCUGACCAUGGUCCUGUUGUUCGUCAUGUGGAUGAAGCGGCGGGAGAAGGAGCGACACACGAAGCAGCUGCUCAUCGACCCCGAGGACGACGUACGUGAUAACAUCCUCAAGUACGAUGAGGAAGGCGGCGGUGAGGAGGACCAGGACUAUGACCUUAGCCAGUUGCAGCAGCCGGAAGCCAUGGAACAUGUGCUGAGCAAGGCCCCUGGUGUGCGGCGGGUGGAUGAGCGGCCAGUGGGUGCUGAACCCCAGUACCCAGUCAGGCCUGUAGUGCCCCACCCAGGUGAUAUUGGAGACUUCAUCAACGAGGGACUUCGAGCUGCUGACAAUGACCCCACGGCACCCCCCUAUGACUCUCUGCUGGUCUUUGACUAUGAGGGCAGCGGUUCGACUGCGGGCUCCGUCAGCUCCCUGAACUCCUCCAGCUCUGGGGACCAAGACUAUGACUUUCUGAAUGACUGGGGGCCCCGGUUCAAGAAGCUGGCGGACAUGUACGGGGGCGGCGAGGAGGACUAGCGGGCCUCACCUCUCCCACCAACACGAGAAGGGCACUUGAGGCCGAGCAGCAGGACUGAGCCAAGGCGCCGGAGUGGUCCUGGUGUCAGGAAGCCCCUCCCCGCUGUCAUCGCCCCACAUGGAGCUGCGCAGCAUGGACACAGGCCACCGGGCACCCACCACCACUGCUGCAUCUCAGCAGCCACAUACCACGAAGGGAGAGCCGGAGGCACGGCCCUAACUUCAGUUUCCUAGAACAGAAGCACUGUUUAAAACACAAAUCAAAAAAAAAAAACAAAAAAAAACAAAAAAAAAA
Messenger RNA from Nannospalax galili (Upper Galilee mountains blind mole rat), 2504 nucleotides. RefSeq names its product cadherin 4 (gene Cdh4). Gene Ontology annotation, cellular component: adherens junction; catenin complex; plasma membrane. The record is from RefSeq and is a predicted model, not a curated record. Gene Ontology annotation, molecular function: cadherin binding; calcium ion binding. The transcript has 13 exons. Gene Ontology annotation, biological process: adherens junction organization; calcium-dependent cell-cell adhesion; cell morphogenesis. The coding region runs from base 32 to 2209 and encodes 725 amino acids. NCBI's taxonomy places the organism in Eukaryota, Metazoa, Chordata, Mammalia, Rodentia, Spalacidae.